AUGAUGCAGACAUUGAGCAGGAUACAGAGAGGUUUUGAUACUCGGGAUACAGAGUAUUCGGGUGCUCGAUUAGCAUGGGAAAGUGUCUCAUGGACGCUGCAACAGGGUAACCGGGUUGCUCUGCCGCCACGACGUCAAAAACGCUCAUGGGCUGACGACCUUUUGAAUGCUUUCGGUCAGGUGCCCUGCUACGAGUCACCGAUAAUUGGAAGACAUUAA
This is a messenger RNA of Enterobius vermicularis (human pinworm), 219 nucleotides long. NCBI's taxonomy places the organism in Eukaryota, Metazoa, Nematoda, Chromadorea, Rhabditida, Oxyuridae. The record is from the annotation of a GenBank genome assembly.